UGUACAUACUGCGCAUGCCCGACGAGUUUUACGCUGAUCCUGCUGGGUGAUCCCAACUUCCGGUGAAAGAGGAGAAGCGUCUCACACGAUUACUCUAACAAGGCCUAACGUUACUCACCCGUAGGUAGUUGAACGGGGUAUCGGUUGUAGCCAUGGACCUGUGAUCGCCAACAAGUCAGCUAAUUAACUUUUUAAGAAAGUAGAAGACGUCACCAUAGACGCCGCUUUGACUAAACGUCACCAGAGCCACAGGUUUGAACGUUACCCCGCUACUGCCAGCUAGUUAGCCAGCUAAAGACGCAGCUAACGUUAGCUUUUCGCCAACCAAGCGCCUCUAAAUUAAGUCCUGGUGUCUAUUUCAAGAUGUCAACUGCGGGAUUUAACUCUCAGAAUGGGACAGGGGCAGGACAGGCAUAUGCGAACGGUCCGUCACAGAAUCCAGUUGGGCUGCAGCCAGGGGUCAGCUAUGGCAUGACUCACCAACCAACCUACAAUCCAAUGCAGGGCAAAGGUCCCGCACCCCCCGGCACUGGAAUCCACCCCUCUGGGCCAUACCAACCUGUUCAUCCAGUUAGCUCCUACCAGCCUGGCCCACAACUCAGUUCCUACCCAGCUCCUUCAGGCCAGUCACUGUUGACCAGGCCUCUAAUGGGAGGCCCUCCAUCCCAUACCCCUCCUCAGUUUAUCAGCCCUGGUCCUAGGCUGCCCCCUCCACAGGCCACACCUCCCCCUCCUGCUGUGUCUUCUAGUAGCUACUACCCUAACCCCCGGCAGCCGCAGCCCAUGGCUCCAGCAUGGCACUACAACACAGCUCCCCCACCAAUGGGGCAACCCACUUCCAUGAGCAUACCUCCCCGCGGCCCCGUGCCUAACCACGUAAAUCCAGCUGCAAGCUCAACACAGUCAUCGACACCUUACAGCCCUGCACCACCAGCCCACGUGUCUCAUAGUGUCACCCAGCCCCCAGGCCCAGGGAUGCCCCCCACCUCUCUACACGGAUAUACCCAGCCAGGGCCUGCACCUCCACCAAUGACUCCCAUGGCUCCCCACACAUACCAGUCAAGCAGAGCACCCUAUGGCCCCCCACCUACAGGCCCACCAUCAACCAUGAAACCCACACCGCCUCCUACUGGAAACCUAAUGGCCAAUGCCACACCUCCACCCCCCAAGGCAGAUGGAACUAUGGCUGGCAAUGGCCCACAAGCACCAAACAGCUAUAAUCAUGUUGACAACAAAAUGGCUGGCAUGCCCCAGUCCGGACAACCUGGUCGGCACUUGGGCCACUACCCCUCCCUUCCCCCUGGGUACCAGAACACCUCGGCUGCCCACAACGCUGGCCCCCCCAUGCACCCUGCGAUUCAGGCCGCCACGCAGCCUUACACUCAAGCACCUUCGACAUACCAGCAGCCACCUGGUGGCCCAGGACCAGCCCAACUGAGCCCGUCCCUGGCGGCUUUGAGCCUCCAGUCCAGCACACCAGAGGCCCUGAGAGUGGUCAACCUGCUGCAUGAGAGGAACCUGCUGCCACCAAGCCCGAUCCCCGCCCCAACACCCUGUCUCCCACAGGACCUGCAGAAGAUCAACUGUAACCCAGAGGUUUUUCGUAGUACGCUGACCAGCAUCCCUCAGACUCAGUCACUGCUCAAUAAAGCCAAGAUGCCACUGGGCCUGCUGCUCCACCCCUUCAAAGACCUUUCGCAGCUUCCUGUGGUGACAUCCAGCACCAUCGUCCGGUGUCGGUCCUGCAGAACCUACAUCAAUCCCUUCGUCUCUUUCCUGGACCAGAGGAGGUGGAAGUGCAACCUGUGCUAUCGGGUCAAUGAUGUUCCAGAGGAGUUUAUGUACAACCCAGUCAGCAGAUCGUACGGAGAGCCACACAAAAGACCAGAGGUCCAGAACGCCACCAUCGAAUUCAUUGCUCCUUCAGAAUACAUGCUGAGGCCACCACAGCCUGCUGUUUACCUCUUCAUUCUUGAUGUAUCCCACAAUGCAGUGGAAACAGGCUACCUAAGUGUGUUCUGCCAGUCACUGUUGGACAACAUCAAUGCGCUUCCUGGAGACUCUCGGACAAAGGUAGGCUUCAUCACCUUUGACAGCACCAUCCACUUCUACAACCUCCAGGAGGGACUUUCUCAGCCCCAGAUGCUCAUCGUGUCUGACAUCGAAGAUAUCUUUUUACCAACACCAGACAGCCUUUUAGUAAACCUCAAUGAAUGCAAAGAGCUUGUGCAGGAUUUGCUGAAGAGCCUGCCAAAUCUAUUUGAAAAGACCAUGGAGACCCAGUCUGCCCUGGGUUCAGCUCUGCAAGCAGCCUUCAAGCUGCUGUCACCUACUGGAGGGCGCAUGUCUAUCUUUCAGACCCAGCUGCCUAACCUCGGUGUGGGGGCACUCCAGUCCAGAGAAGACCCCAACCAGCGGGCAUCUGCCAAGGACAUCCAGCACUUAUCCCCAGCGACAGACUUCUACAAGAAGCUGGCUCUGGACUGCUCCGGCCAGCAGGUGGCGGUUGACCUGUUCCUGCUCAGCUCUCAGUACUGCGACCUGGCAUCGCUCGGCUGCAUAUCCAGAUACUCGGCAGGGAGCGUUUACUACUACCCCUCCUACCACCACCAGCACAACCCCGCUCAGGUGGAGUGCUUCCAGAAGGAUCUGAAGAGAUACUUAACCAGGAAGAUCGGCUUCGAGGCCGUCAUGAGGAUACGCUGCACCAAAGGUCUGUCCAUCCACACGUUCCACGGAAACUUCUUUGUGCGCUCCACAGAUCUGCUGUCCCUUCCCAACGUGAACCCAGACGCUGGCUUUGCGGUUCAGAUGUCCAUUGAGGAAAACCUGGACGACAUGCAAGUCGUCUCUUUCCAGGCCGCGCUGCUUUACACGUCCAGCAAAGGAGAGAGGAGGAUCCGUGUCCACACCUUGUGUCUCCCUGUGGUCAAUUCUCUGGCAGACAUCUUUGCUGGGGCUGAUGUUCAAGCGAUCACUGGACUGCUGGCUUGUAUGGCUGUGGACCGCUCGGCAACAGCAAGUCUGAGUGACGCCAGAGAUGCAAUGACCAACGCUGCCAUUGACUCGCUGACGUCGUACCGGCAGUCUGUGUUGACCAUCCAGCAGCCCGGCCUGCUGGCCCCGGCCUGUCUCAGACUCUUCCCCCUCUUCAUCCUUGCUCUGCUCAAACAGAAAGCCUUCAGGACGGGCACCAGCACCAGGCUGGAUGACCGGCUGUUUGCCAUGUGUCAGCUGAAGUACCAGCCACUGGUCUACGCAUUACUGAUGAUCCACCCCGCUCUGUACCGUGUCGACGAUCUGACCGAUGAGGGAGCUUUGAACGUCAAUGAUCGAACCAUUCCUCAGCCCAGAGUGCUGCAGCUGUCUGUGGAGAAGCUCAGCAGGGAGGCAGCCUUCCUCAUGGAUGCUGGAACGGUCAUGUAUCUGUGGAUCGGACGGAACUGCCACCCCAACUUCCUCACUCAAGUCCUGGGAGUUCCCAACUACGCUGCCGUGCCUGAUAACCUGUAUCUGCUCCCAGAGUUAGACACUGCCGAGUCGCAGAGAACCAGGGCUUUCAUCGGUUGGCUGAGGGAUCAGAGGCCGUUCUUUCCCUCACUGCACGUCAUCAGGGACGAGAGCCAGCUGAAACCCACCUUUAUGCAGAACAUGAUCGAGGACCGAACAGAGUCGGCCCUGUCGUACUAUGAGUUCCUGCUCCACCUCCAACAGCAAAUCUCCAAAUAAUCGUGUGUGUGUGUGUGUGUGUGUGUGUGUGUGUGUGUGUGUGUGUGUGUG
Perca flavescens (yellow perch) is the source of this 3780-nucleotide messenger RNA. RefSeq names its product SEC24 homolog A, COPII coat complex component (gene sec24a). Gene Ontology annotation, molecular function: SNARE binding; zinc ion binding. NCBI's taxonomy places the organism in Eukaryota, Metazoa, Chordata, Actinopteri, Perciformes, Percidae. The transcript is spliced from 23 exons. Gene Ontology annotation, cellular component: COPII vesicle coat; endoplasmic reticulum exit site. The coding region runs from base 364 to 3729 and encodes 1121 amino acids. The record is from RefSeq and is a predicted model, not a curated record. Gene Ontology annotation, biological process: intracellular protein transport; endoplasmic reticulum to Golgi vesicle-mediated transport; COPII-coated vesicle cargo loading.